This is a messenger RNA of Stomoxys calcitrans (stable fly), 1847 nucleotides long. It is a transcript of the gene spz5, whose product is annotated as protein spaetzle 5. Lineage: Eukaryota; Metazoa; Arthropoda; Insecta; Diptera; Muscidae. Gene Ontology annotation, molecular function: growth factor activity; Toll binding. The transcript is spliced from 8 exons. The coding region runs from base 506 to 1639 and encodes 377 amino acids. Gene Ontology annotation, cellular component: extracellular region. The record is from RefSeq and is a predicted model, not a curated record. Gene Ontology annotation, biological process: innate immune response; central nervous system formation; regulation of Toll signaling pathway.
GAUUCAAGACCUGUACGGUGCGGUUCAACACCACGGUUACUUUAGAGAGUUUAAUCACCUACACACGUAACGAUACGAAUUUGCAUUUUUUAUAGUUGUUUUUUCGGUGUACUAUUGCCUUUUUCGGUGUUUGUUUCUAUUUUCUGUUAUUUCAUUGUUUAUUGGUAAAUUUGCUUUAAAGAAAUUUAUUCCGAAAUAAAAAAGAGGAAAACCCCACAACAGAAAUAAUUUAAUUGAGAUCAAGCGAAAAGGUUUACAAAAGCCAAAGGAAAAUACGCGGCAAAAGUUACAAUUGUUUCCAUAGAAAAGUAAGAAAAAGUUAACGUGCCUGAUUUGUAUCAUCAACAACAAUUCGGACCGACACUACCAGCAGCCACAGCCAUUUAUCUUUCCCCCGCUUCAUUAGCAUUCAAUGAAUUAUAGUUAACUGUUUCUUUGCGCUGAAAACAAGGUGCCUAGGCGCGAAACGAACCCAAAUGCAGAUACAACGACGCAUGUGUAAACAAUGAAGAGUAUUAUUUGUCAUCUUUCUAGUUAUAAUGGAUUUACAUUAAAUUAUGUGAUAUUAGUUUAUACAACAUUUAUAAUCUGCAGCUUUGCACACUCGCCACCUCCCUGUGGACUAUACGGUGCACCACCAUGUCGAUUUCUACCGGCACCACCAGGUCAAACGCCUUCAUGUGCACGGCCGGGCAAAACCUAUUGCGAGCACAUAGACAACUACCCAACAUAUGUGAUUAAACACCUUGUCCACAAGUGGGGAUACGAGGCCAAAAAUUUACUCGUCGAUGAGACGUGGGACGACUUUGCAGCUGUGGCGUGGCAUGAUACGCCGGUGUUUUAUGACCCAGCUUACAUAUUCCCCCAACACAAUCAUGGCAAAGACUUCAAUGGUUAUAACUAUGAGACACCGCCUUUCGGUGCCAGCGGUGGAAGUGGCAGCAGUUCGAGUGGCGUCGGUUCCACAAACAAUUACAAUGACGACCAUUAUCAGUACACCAAGUCGUCUUCCACAACAGAGGGUCCCACAUUUCUGUUGUAUACGUCGGCAGGUCAACGUUUAAACUUCAAUAAGAAUCAAAUGUCUUCAUUCGGCAGCAGCAACUCGAAGACCACACCCAACAAUCCCACCUUAUGGUUAAAGCGAAUUGUUCGGGACAUAGGCAGAAAAGCCACAGACAACGGGGCUAAGAAAUCGCUCAUCAUCGAUACAGUGGAUGGUGCUGAAGCUUCGACUCAUCAAUUAUCGACACGUGAUGUCUCUCUCAAUAUGGAUCUCUUAGAUAUUGUGGGCGUCGACAGAGGCCUAAGGUCGCGCGUGCGCCGACAAAGUCCAGGCCGCACUUCUCUCUGUCCAACCACAUCUCAAUUUAUUACACCACAAGCAGCACUUAACAGCAAAGGUAAUUGGAUGUUUGUGGUGAAUGAAGCCAGCACUGCCCGUCAAAUGGUUAAGGCUGAACUAUGCGCUUCAAAUACAUGUACGAAUCUAUGUCAACUACCGAAUGGUUACAAUUCUCGUUGUGAGCAGAAAUUUGUACAAAAACGUCUAAUUGCCUUGCAAGGCAAUGGUCAAAAUCUGUAUACGGAUAGUUUUUGGUUUCCCAGCUGUUGUGUGUGCACAAUAUCCGCCAAUUAGUACCAAACUAUUUAAGAAUAAUUAAUGUGCAUUUUUAUUAGUAUCAUUAUUUUUUUAUUCUCAUACUCCAUUGCAUACGAUCAAGUCAGAGAACAAAGUCAACUGAUCUUGAAUUAAUUCGAUUUUUGGCAUUUACUUAACAUGAAAUUUAUAAACCCAACUACGAAAAUCCUCAUUAAAAUUAAAAUAAAAGUCCAUAUCAUUUCCA